UUUUCAAAAAAAAAAAAUUUCAUUAAAUACUUUAUCGUGGUUCCCGAUAGGUGGCAGCUGCAAAUUGAAUGAAACACGUGUGUUUGGGGUAGAGCUGAAGUUUUCACUUGUUGACUAAAGAUUUUUCCUUAUUGAGUAUAACAAAUUAAACAAAUUAAGCUGAAAUACUAAAAUUUGCUUAAAAAAGUGAUGGAACCUAUGAAGGUUUCGGCUCCUGUUCUGACAGCAGCACAGCAAAAAAAAUCUAUUAGUGGUACAUCCAAAGUUCAGAAAAGGAAAGUGUUACUAAACACUUUAGAUUCCCCUUUGGAUCUGGACUGGCCGCGAAUAGGAGCAGAAAAGGAGGAGGAAGUGAAAACACUGCUGACCAAAUACCUUUCCCCAGUUAGAGCAAAUAAUGUUCACACAUGCAAGGCCACAUUUAUUGCCAUGCCUAAAGAAGAAAGAGCUGUCUGGCGAAAGAAAGAAAAAGAAAAAGCCAAGGAAGAUGUUGAGGAGAGUAAAUUAAAAAUGUCUGAUUUGUUGAUUGGGUUUCGAGAUGUAGUAAGGGCUGCAGGGAAAGGACAAACCUGUAUAGUCUUUUGUGAGAAAACGCCAGAUCCACCCUUAUUGACAAGAUUGCUAGCUCCUCUUUGCCGAAACAAUGAUAUCCCUCUCUUUGCCAUUAAGAACUUCAGUGCAGCAGUUAAGAAUCUUCUGAAUAUUCCAAGAUGUUUGACCAUGGCUUUAAAGUUAUCAGCCAGGGAGACAACAAGCCCACUAAAUGACUUUUACGAGAAAAAUAUGCAUAUCUAUCAAAGCUGUGGACUGACAGUUUCACAAAUAAGUUUUGGGGCGUCUGCUGAGUCAAAUGCUGACGUGGUGGUGCAACUAGAAAGAAAUGAGGAAAAUCAUAACCGGAGGGAAAUCUUGCCCGUUACCGGCUCCAGCGAACAGUUUUAUUUAAAAAAGUCUGACCAUGGUUGCCGCUUCAUACCAGGGAUAAACAAAAAUCCUUUGAGAACAAACAACCAGAUGGAUGAUACUUCGUCUAUUGCAGCAGAUUACAUUUCUUUAGGAGUCGAACCUUCUCCUAAAUUGCCCUCCGCCAAACUACUUCGGUACCCUAAGAUCAAACAAAUCCGGCCUAACGAAAAUAAGCAACAUAAAAGGGCCGUGAAAAAUAAGAAUACAGAAUCGGCUCCAAAGAAAAAGAAGACAUGAAACAAUUGACUAUUUUCGAUAAUGAUUCAUCUAAGAUGUCAGAUUCUAUCACUCUCAAAGUCAUAAAAAUCAGAAGAAAAAAUCCA
Daphnia magna is the source of this 1289-nucleotide messenger RNA. RefSeq lists its product as uncharacterized. Gene Ontology annotation, biological process: tRNA 5'-leader removal. The record is from RefSeq and is a predicted model, not a curated record. Gene Ontology annotation, cellular component: ribonuclease MRP complex; nucleolar ribonuclease P complex; fibrillar center. Gene Ontology annotation, molecular function: ribonuclease P activity; ribonuclease P RNA binding. Bases 190 to 1203 code for a protein of 337 amino acids. The transcript is spliced from 6 exons. NCBI's taxonomy places the organism in Eukaryota, Metazoa, Arthropoda, Branchiopoda, Diplostraca, Daphniidae.